Molecule: messenger RNA, 1617 nt
Organism: Tribolium castaneum (red flour beetle)
Lineage: Eukaryota; Metazoa; Arthropoda; Insecta; Coleoptera; Tenebrionidae
Product: SET domain-containing protein SmydA-8
Exons: 3
Coding region: 101-1558 (485 amino acids)
Molecular function (GO): protein binding
Source: RefSeq, a predicted model, not a curated record
AACGCAGACCGCACUCAGUUCAAAUUUAAAUAUAAAUCGAACUCGUCCUAAUUCACGAAUUUAUACCUCCUUAAGCCAAAUCUGUUCACAAUCAGUCAAAAUGCAACGUAACAUCGAGACCAUUACCCAAACCAUCCACAAAUACCUCGAACGCAAAUCGCUUGCCAUCGAGGACGCCCCUUGGGAGAUCAAAAAGUCCGAACUUGGAGGAUUUGGGGUUUUUGCCACAAGAGCGAUCGAAGUCGGUGAGCUAAUUUUCAAGGACUUCCCUGUGAUUUUGGGGCCUCGAGCAGCCCCCACGUGCCCUUUAUCCUGCGUCAGUUGCUACAGCAGGCGCGAUUUGAGGCUGUGCGGGAAAAAAUGCGGUCUUUUGGUGUGCUCGGAAAAGUGCGAAAAGUCGCUAGGACACCAAAAGGAGUGCAAGGUUGUAAGACAGUGGCAGAGUAAACCCAUCUCUGAGGACCUUUCGGUACAGCUGGUCAGAGUGUUAUCACCGAUCAGGUCGCUGCUUUUGGGUGAGGAAGACAAAAGUGUGGUCAAGUGUCUGAAAGCGCACAAGUCGGACCAACACGGGUUCGAAGUGGACGUUAUGAAGGAUGCCCUGGCUCUGAAUGUGAAAGAAGAUGAAGAGAAAUUUAUGAGGUUUGUGUGUUCGGUUAUGGACUCGAACGCGUUUGAGGUCCUUGUGGGUUUUGAGGAUAACCAGGCCAGUGUCAAGGGUUUGUACCCUCUGGGAAGCUUAGCAAAUCAUUCCUGCUGCCCUAACACCUGUCACGUGUUUGACGACAAGCAACACAUGGUAGUGCGAGCCUCGAAAUUUAUUCCUCAAGGAUCGGAAAUUUUUCAUUCGUAUUCGAGACUAAUCUGGAGCACGUCUGCCAGACGCUUCCACUUGUACAGAACCAAACACUUCUUGUGCAAGUGCCAAAGGUGUGAAGACCCCACCGAAUUUGGGUCUUACAUUGGUUCGAUUUUGUGCAAAGUUUGCAAAACUGGUAAAGUAAUCCCCACAAAUUCCCUCCAAACGGACAAAUGGCAAUGCGAAGUCUGUGGCAGCUUGAUCAAAAAAGAAGAAGUCGCAAAUAUAACUUUUGUGCUUGGCUCCGCGUUGAAUAGUUUCGACGAUGACGACGUCGCAGUCAUGUUGCGAUUACUCCACCAAAAACUGCCAAACCUAGUGCCCGAAAAUAACCAAACUGUUGUGGAACUCAAGUAUAAGCUGAUCUGGAUUCUGGGUCAUCAACAAGGCUUUGCUUGGAACGAUCUUUCCGAUGAAUAUCUUUCGCUUAAGGUGAAUUUCUGUCGAGACCUUUUGGCCUUGUUGGAGUUGCUUCGGUUAGGACAGUGUAAAAUGAGAGGUUUGUUGUUGUACGAAUUGUACUCCUGUUACAACGAGCAAAACAACCGCCAGACAAAAUCUGGAAGUGUUUCGAAGGUACAUGAAAAUCAGAUGAAAAGUGUGCUUCAAGAAGCCGCUGAUAUUUUAAUGUAUGAUGUUACCGCACCGGCUGAAAUCAAAAGGAUGUGGUCUGAAGAAGUACAGUUGAAGAAGAAAUAAUAUCUUGUGAUUAUUAUUAUGUACACAUUUUUUUAUUCCUAUUAAAUAAAUGCACAAGA